UUUUCUUCCAAGAGUACUGCCACUCUGCUAUAUAUCUGUCCAUACCAAAUUAACAUCCUCUCCUCUGUUACCCUAUCUUGAAUUUCUUGGUACACAUUGUUAGGAUUAUUGAGAAAUAAGAGUGAGAGAGACAGCAUUAACAUUCAUGGCUACUACUGAACCAAAUCUUGAACACAAUAAUGAUGUUCAUGGCAAUGGUUACAGUAAUGUUAAUGAAAGAAAAUUUGGUGGGAAUAACAACAAUAACAGAAACAGGUAUCUGAUUGUGAGCCCAAAGAAGGCAGGAAAAUGGAGCUUGUUCAAGUACUUGGCGUUGGGAGACACAAAAAGUGGUAGAAAGUUCUUGGAUAGUUCUGAAGAGGAAGAAAAGGAUGGUGCUGUUUCCUAUCACAGGAUGGUUAUAUUAAUGUCUAUUAUUGUGCGUAGGAUCCUCGCCUUUAUUGCCAAGCCAUUGAUGUACCUUGGCUUUGUGGUUGAUUUCUUUCUCAACCUCCUUUCUGAGAAUGGUGACUUCCAUGGCUUACUCAUCAACUUUCUCCACGGAAAGGUAAAGAUACCACAUAGAGGCUCGGAAACUUAUAUAAGCACCAUUGGGCAAUUGGAUGGGCGAAUAGACUUAUACAAGUCUGAGAAACUGGUGAAACAAAUAGAUGAUUCUGUUACUGUAGAGAGAAGCAUCAAAGCAGAAAUGGGAGAUCUGUCUCUUAUGGACCUUUCCAUUAUGGCUUCUAAGUUAGCUUAUGAAAAUGCCAGAGUUGUCAAAAAUGUUGUUAGCAAUCACUGGAAGAUGCAUUUCGUGGACUUCUAUGAUUGCUGGAAUGAAUAUCAAAAGGAAAGCAACACCCAAGUGUUCAUAUGUUGUGACAAGCCAAAAGAUGCUAAUUUGAUAGUGAUUAGCUUUAGAGGUACAGAACCAUUUAAUGCUUGUGAUUGGAGUACUGACAUCGAUUUCUCCUGGUAUGAAAUACCUAAAGUGGGAAAAAUCCAUAUUGGGUUUUUAGAAGCAUUAGGUUUAGGCAACAGAGACGAUGCUGAUACUUUCCAAUAUCACCUCCAGAGACAGCAAAGAACUAAUUUCAACUAUUAUAACGGUCAGGAUGUUACUCCCAUGACAAAUUCUACAUCAGAAUCCUCAGCCAACACCGAUUCGGAUAAAGAACUCAGCACAUGGGAUAAUCCUUCUGAUUCUGAAGGUGCAAAUAAUACUACUAAAAAUCGAAAAAUCCAAUUAGAAAUGGCGAAAAAGAGUGCUUAUUAUGCAGUUACAGGGAAGCUGAAAAGCUUAUUGAAAGAGCACAAGAAUGCUAAGUUUGUAGUAAGUGGACAUAGCUUAGGUGGGGCGCUUGCUAUAUUAUAUCCAACUGUUCUGAUGAUACAAGAAGAGAUGGAAUUGAUGGAAAAAUUGCUUGGUGUGUACACAUUUGGGCAACCAAGAGUUGGAGAUGUGCAAUUAGGGAAAUUUAUGGAAGCUCAUUUGAACAAUCCAAUUCCUAAAUACUUCAGAGUGGUUUAUUGUAAUGAUGUUGUGCCUAGAGUGCCUUUUGAUGACCAAAUUUUCUCUUACAAGCAUUUUGGAGUGUGUCUUUACUAUGAUAGCUGGUUCUACAUGCAGAAAAUGGAGGAGCAGCCAAAUCCAAAUUUCUUUGGGCUGUGGUAUAUUAUGCCCCUGCACCUGAACGCAGCAUGGGAAAUAUUGAGAAGCAUAGCAAUGGGAUACACUCACGGGCCAGAAUACAGGGAAGGAUGGUUCUCCACAUUUUACAGGCUAAUUGGACUUGCCCUGCCUGGCAUUGCUGCACAUAGCCCUAGAGAUUAUCUUAACUCUGUCAGGCUUGGAAAAGAGCGUUCUCUUCACUUGUCCUCUAUCAAAAGCUUUUUACACAAAUAAUUCCUGCAUUUCUUUUCUUAUGGACUGGAUAAUUUAAUCUCUUUCUGUGGACUUGGGCUAUUUGUUAGCCUCCUAUUAAUGAUUUUCUUAUGUAUUUUAUUUUUUCAUCAAAUAAAAUUUCCAGUAUUGAA
Molecule: messenger RNA, 2019 nt
Organism: Jatropha curcas
Lineage: Eukaryota; Viridiplantae; Streptophyta; Magnoliopsida; Malpighiales; Euphorbiaceae
Source: RefSeq, a predicted model, not a curated record